AUGCUCGGCAGCUCCGGCCACAGCGGCAGGAGGAGGCUCCCGGUGCCACAUGCCCUGAGGACUGCCAAGCCCCAAAACCAAACCAGGUCACCUCAUCCCGCACGAGAAACACCGAAGCACUCGCUCUUGCUGGUGGCCUGGUUUGGGUUGAAAAACAGCAUUUUGAAGCUUUUACGGUGGACUCUGGCCUCUCUGCAGGGGAAACUCGCCCUUCCUGACUGCAGACUAUGCCACGCGCGGGCAGCGGCCGCAGUGCAGGCCAUGGCAGGGUCCGGCGAGGCUUUGGUGCUCCACGUCCUGCUCUGCUGCCUGUGCCAAGGUGUUGCAACCAUCGAGUGCAGGGGGCACGUCUGGAUCGAGCCCGCGCCGGUGGUGCGGAUGGGCUCCGACAUCUCCAUCACCUGCCGGUCCGCCCUGGACUGUCCCUCGGCCCAGCUCCUCAUCCUCCUCAACUACAGCCGCACUGAGGAGACCCCGCUGGUCCUGGACGGCAGCACCGUGCGGCUCCGCCUGCGCGAUUUCCGGAUGCCCUUCGCGACCGUCGCCUGUUUCUCCCUCUGUGCCAGCAACCACAGGCACCGCCUGGUGUGCGGCGCGGAGGUCCGGGCCGGCUACCCUCCGGACCCCCCCGGCAACCUGAGCUGCGCCAUCGCCGAGGGCUCGGAGUGCCUGCAGUGCGCCUGGGAUGCAGGACGGGACACGCACCUGCCCACCCGGCACAGCCUCCACCUGCGCAGGCUGGCGGAUGAUGAGGAUGAGGAGGAAGAAAAGACCUUCCCUGCAGACUCACCUGUGCUGCUGAGAGAGCUGCAUAAUGCGAGCCACUACUCGGUGUGGGUGCAGGCCAGCAACGCGCUGGGCACUGCCCGCUCGGCCCCUCGGCACCUCAGCCUGCAGGAGCUCGUGGUCCCCGCCCUGCCCGCGGUCAUCGGCGCCGAGACGACAGAGACGUCCCCUCCCAGCACCACCACCCGCUGGAGGAGCCGGACACAGCUGCAGAACGUGCACUGUGAGGAGAGGCACAGAGCCACGGGCACCCCAACGUGGCAUGUGGAGCUGGGCCACAGCGUGGCACAGGAGGGCCCCCGCUGGCAGCACGAGCUGCAGAGCGACACCCAGUUCGUGUUCCAGGUCAGGUGCCGGCUCAGCACCGCCCACAGCCCCUGGAGCGCCUGGAGCCCCCCCUUCCUCUACAGCACCCCCGAGGCAGCCCCCGCCGCCGCUCCCGGGGUGUGGCGGCGCCUGGGCCCGGCGCUGCCCAACGGCAGCCGCGAGGUGACGGUCUUGAUCAAGCCGCUGCCAGCCCGGGAUGCCCGCGGGAGGAUCCUGGGCUAUGCCGUGUCCGCCGAGGGAACAGGGACGCUCUGCCGCACCUCCGGCACCGAGUGCGCUGUCCUGGUGCCGCCGGGAGCCCGCGCCCUCCUCGUCACCGCUCACAACUCCAAAGGGGCUUCCAGCCCCGCCAGCAUCCCCCUAAACCGGGGCGCGGGUCAGGAAGAAUUCCCAGCACCAGAGGCCGUGGAGGUGAAGCCUGAGAACCAGAGCAGGGUCCUGGUUCAGUGGCAGCCACCCCAGCACAGCCAGAGACCCCUGCUCUGGUUCAUACUGGAGUGGGUUUCCAGCUCCCAGCAGCACCAGGAGGAGCAGUACUUCUGGGAGAAGGUCCCACACCAGGAAACACACACCUACAUCCAAGCAGAGGCAGCGGCGGGAGCUCCCCUCAGCGUGUCCCUGUACGCGGUGUAUCCCGACGGGAUCAGCAACCCCAGCUCUGGCCGAGUCCCUCCAGAGGAGCCGCUCCUGGGCAGCACCUACAGCGAGAUGUCCCAGGAUGAUGACAUCGGAGCUCUCUUGGGACUGAGCCUCGGCGUGGUCGGACUGGCAGUUCUUUUUGCGAUUGUGAUGUUUAAAAAAUCAGUCAGGAAAAGGAUUAAGGCCACCCUUGUGUCUCUCCUGCCAAAGUGGCUGUUUGAAGAGUUCCCCCACAUGGAGAACAGCACCGUGGUGAAGUCACUGCAGGACGAGGGUGAUUUCCCCAGUGCCAGUCUCCACGAGCCAUUCCUGGCCUCCGGCGAUCCCACACUUACGGAAAUCAAGGAGGUGCCAGCACAGGAGGAGCACGGGAGCCCGGACACGGGGAGCAAGCCCAGGGCAGAGGUGGCCGAGGACAGGGAGCUCCCAAGGAGCGUGGUGGCCCCCAGCAGCCCGAGCCAGGAGCAGCUCAGUGCCUACAGACCGCAGCUCUCCAAUGGGAAUGCGCUGGGAUACGUCGCUGCUGGGAUUUACCAGGAGCAGCCGCCCGCAGCCAGCCCGGAACCGGAGCUGGGAAUCUUCUGCGGGGACUACACCAGCCCUGUCCCCCAGCUGUGGGACCAGCAGGGAGGGGUGCCCCAGGUGUGUCCGCUGGACAAGAUCAACCUCAUCCUCAACAGCAGCCAGGCAUUCCCAGUGCGGGCGGGACACGGACCCUUCCUGGAGAAUCCGUGGGAGCAGAGGCCGCCCAGCGAUGUCCCGGAGCAGAUGCUGGUCCCUGAGGAGCUGCUGUCCUGCCUGAGAGCUGUGAACAGGGAGUCUGUGGAUGUAAAUCCCUGCUUCCCACAAGGCAUGGGAAGGUUGUUCUGAGAGGAGGUGGAAUUGUGGAUAAAACCCUGGAGCAGUGACCGAGGCGGUGUCAGAGCUGGGAUUUCCAAUGGAAGAACCAGAGCAAAACUCCAGAUUGGAAUUUUGCCCUCUUACUCCACUGCAGGUUCUUGUGGCUGCCUGGAAAGCUUGGGCCAGUAAAUCCUGAAUUUAACCUUACCUCACACUGGCAGGAGCAAAAAUCCAUAAAACUUGGAUUCCUGGAAUGCCACGCAGGAGAUUCCUGCAGGGUGCAAUAUCUUCAAUUGCUGCUCAACAUCGUCCUCUUGUCAAAUGUUUGGAGCACUUCAUUCCCAAAUGUUUGGAGCUGUUUGGAGCACUUCAUUCCCAAAUGUUUGGAGCACUCGUUCCUGGAGCUGAUUGCAAUUAAAAUGGUUAAAACAA
This is a messenger RNA of Corvus hawaiiensis (hawaiian crow), 3024 nucleotides long. RefSeq names its product interleukin 23 receptor (gene IL23R). Lineage: Eukaryota; Metazoa; Chordata; Aves; Passeriformes; Corvidae. Gene Ontology annotation, cellular component: external side of plasma membrane; membrane. Gene Ontology annotation, molecular function: protein binding; cytokine receptor activity. Bases 1 to 2622 code for a protein of 873 amino acids. The record is from RefSeq and is a predicted model, not a curated record. Gene Ontology annotation, biological process: cytokine-mediated signaling pathway. The transcript is spliced from 16 exons.